Brassica napus (rape) is the source of this 1249-nucleotide messenger RNA. Its product is annotated as PR5-like receptor kinase. Gene Ontology annotation, cellular component: extracellular region. NCBI's taxonomy places the organism in Eukaryota, Viridiplantae, Streptophyta, Magnoliopsida, Brassicales, Brassicaceae. Gene Ontology annotation, biological process: defense response. The record is from RefSeq and is a predicted model, not a curated record.
AUAUACAAAUAAAAUGAUCAAAUAUAUAAAAGAAACUAUCGAUAAUAUAUACAAAUAAAUUUAUCCUGCGCAAGACGCAUGUCUUACAUAUGUAUCAAGGGAGACAAUAAUUUUUUUUUUAAUAAACGAGACAAGUUGAAGACAUACAUUACUUAAUAGAAAAACAUACACUAUUUUUUUCUAACCUGAAGGAAAAGUCCAAUUUAACUUCUUCUUUCGCAGACUUUCUUUUAGGAAAAGUCCUAAUAGCUAAAGACUGCGAAGGGUAGUCAAAUCCUUAAUUCAUAUUCUAGGUUUUUUUUUUUUCGUUUCCAUCUUUCUCUGAAUCAAUGGCCGAUGGAUUGCUGCUAUUGAUAUUCCUUCUCGUUUCAUUUUCGUUCGUCGCAGGAGUAACUUCUAGGAACAUAACCAUAGAAAACAAAUGCGACUAUAGUGUCUGGCCGGGAACCUAUUCGACUAAUGGGCCUUCCCUCUCUACCACUGGCUUUCUUUUUAGAAAAGGAGAGGCUCGUGUCAUCAACGUGCCGUCCUCAUGGAGAGGUCGUUUCUGGGGUAGAUCGCUCUGCUCCACCAACUCAACUGGGGGAUUCUCCUGCGUCACGGGAGACUGCCGUUCCGGAAAUAUAGAGUGCUCUGGAGCCUCAUCAACGCCUCCAACGACUCUGGUCGAGCUUUCCCUCGACACUUUUAACGGUCAGGACUUCUAUGACGUAAGUGUGGUGGAUGGUUACAAUCUCCCAGUGAUAAUUGUGCCGCAGCAUCCCCAGCGUGGCCAAAGUUGCAUCAGCGUUGGUUGCGAGGUCAACCUGAAUAAAUCGUGUCCACGGGAGCUUAAGGUAGGCGGGGACCAGCCAGUGGCUUGCAUGAGUGCCUGUUAGGCAUUCAACUCGUCAAUUUUCUGUUGCACCAAUUCAACGGAGAAUGUCAAGCGACGCCUUUACUCGCAGAACUUCAAGAGGGAAUGCCCACUGGCUUAUAGCUAUGCUUUGGACGAUCAAACCAUGCUCUUCACAUGCGCAAACUCACCUAACUAUGUCGUUACGUUUUGUCCGUCGACUAUUCCGAACGCGACCAAGUAAUUCCCGUAAAUGCCCUUCUUUAUUCAUUUAUACCCCGUCAAAGACGUGGUCAAUUCAUCCACUCGUUCUAUCACAUGGUUGUAGUUUAGACCAUUCAUUCAAUAGAUAUAUCUUUUCUUUUCUUUUCUUUUGAAAAAUAGAUCUUUCAGAAUUAUGAUAGUUGAAAUGAA